Arabidopsis arenosa is the source of this 1402-nucleotide messenger RNA. The record is from the annotation of a GenBank genome assembly. NCBI's taxonomy places the organism in Eukaryota, Viridiplantae, Streptophyta, Magnoliopsida, Brassicales, Brassicaceae.
CUUGAUUCUGGGUUUCUCCUAAAUCAUCCAAUUUGGUAUCGAAUUUGUGUUUCUUCGAUCCAAUUUCUUCACAAUCUCAACCCAGAAGAAAGAAUCAUGCUUUCGUUAUCCUCUUCUUCUUCUUCGUUACUUCGUCCGAGUUUACACUGCCAUGGUUCUUCUUCUGGUCAGUCAAUCGUUGUACCAAGAAAGAGUGUUAUAUCGUUUCGUCGGAAAGUCUCUUGCUGUUGCAUAGCCCCACCUCAGAACUUGGACAACGAUGCCACCAAAUUCGAUAGUCUCUCCAAGUCUGGAGGAGGUAUGUGUAAACAGCGAAAGCUUGAGAAUGAUUCUGAUGUUCUUAUAGAAUGUCGAGAUGUCUACAAAUCGUUUGGGGACAAACAUAUCUUGAAAGGUGUUAGCUUUAAGAUUAGACAUGGCGAAGCUGUUGGGGUGAUCGGUCCUUCUGGGACUGGAAAAUCAACCAUUUUAAAGAUCAUGGCUGGUCUUCUUGCUCCAGACAAGGGAGAAGUUUACAUACGAGGAAAAAAACGAGCUGGUUUGAUAAGUGAUGAGGAAAUAUCAGGACUUCGUAUUGGCCUGGUAUUUCAGAGUGCAGCUCUCUUUGAUUCUCUAUCAGUUCGUGAAAAUGUUGGUUUUCUACUUUAUGAAAGAUCAAAAAUGUCCGAGAAUCAAAUAUCUGAGCUUGUGACUCAAACCUUGGAAGCUGUUGGUUUGAAGGGGGUUGAGAAUCGAUUACCUUCUGAGCUAUCUGGUGGAAUGAAGAAAAGGGUUGCUUUAGCUCGUUCACUAAUUUUUGAUACAACGAAAGAGGUCAUAGAGCCAGAGGUGCUUUUGUACGAUGAGCCAACUGCUGGACUUGAUCCAAUUGCAUCAACUGUAGUUGAAGAUCUUAUACGGUCUGUUCACAUGACGGACGAUGAUGCAGUUGGAAAACCUGGAAAAAUUGCCUCUUAUCUGGUUGUUACCCAUCAACAUAGCACCAUUCAAAGAGCUGUGGACAGGUUAUUGUUUCUGUAUGAAGGAAAGAUCGUUUGGCAAGGAAUGACACAUGAAUUUACAACCUCAACAAAUCCAAUAGUUCAACAGUUUGCUACAGGCAGCCUCGAUGGACCAAUCAGAUACUAGGGGAGGCAAACCGAGCCUAAACGGGUACACUAACCGAUAAUAGGGGACGCAAACGAGGCAUGUCUGACAUACAACAUAUGUCUUGGAUUCUGGCAAACAUAUUAAGAUUCGAUAGCAAUUGUCAUGAUCAAUUGGUUCAAUACGAAUCUAAAUCUACUUGUAAACACUCUUUUAUCUUAGAUGCAUAGAUCAGGAAAGCAUUGUAAGUUGAGAUAUCAUUACGCAUCAAUGAGAAUUUGGUUUAAUGUGCCAAGAACAAAGACCUGCAUUCUCA